Molecule: messenger RNA, 2164 nt
Organism: Linderina pennispora
Lineage: Eukaryota; Fungi; Kickxellomycota; Kickxellomycetes; Kickxellales; Kickxellaceae
Exons: 3
Coding region: 86-2164 (692 amino acids)
Biological process (GO): defense response; superoxide anion generation
Cellular component (GO): plasma membrane; NADPH oxidase complex
Molecular function (GO): superoxide-generating NAD(P)H oxidase activity
Source: RefSeq, a predicted model, not a curated record
UUCCUUCAUAUAUUUUUCCAUGCUGUUUUUAUUACUCUAAGAACUGAACUUACAGUGGACCACAAACAGGCACAUUUGGAACACAAUGCCGAUAACAGUGCCCCUAAACAGCACUGACUACGAACUAUUUCAACCAACAGAUACCUUGACCAUCCAAUCUUUACCACGUUGCGCCAACAGCCUACCCACCUCCUUGGCACUGCUAGAUGUUUCAAUGGCCUCUAAGCCAGUGACCAUCAAGGAGGGUCAGAAUUCAGCCUCCAGUAACUCUGAAGGCAAUAUUAGCGAAUCUGGCACCAAGGCCCACCGCUUCCAAUGGCGCAGCCUGCUCGACCCAGAGUUCUACCCCGAGAUCACUGUUCGACGCACUGUGUCUUUUGUUAUCUGGACGGUUCCGCACAUCAUUCUGACCGCAUACCAUGGAGCUGACAAGAGCAGUAUACUAGCCGCGAGGAUGAACAACGCCUCGAUUCACUGUAUGCUGUUCGAUGUUGCAUGCAUUAUGAUUUUCAUGUCGCCUACAUUCUUGAUGCUGCUACAGCAUACCUUCUUGCCUCGGUUCAUCAAAUUCGAAAAGAACAUCCAUGCCCACAAGGUCGCCGCAUACACAAUGCUGUUUUGGUCAGCAGUGCACAUUGGUAUAUGGUACCAGCGCUAUAUCGAUGAGACAAAACCUAAAGUCAAGCUGGGCAAGAUGGCCCCAGGAGUUCCUUUGUACAACCCCCUCUUUAUUACGAAGACCGGCUGGACCGGGCAUGUCUUGAUGUUCAGCCUCUUCUUCAUCUCUAUCAUGUCUGUCAGAGUCAUCCGCAAGCGCCAGUUCGAGCUGUUCUAUUAUGUGCACCACCUGUUCCUGGUGACAUUCGUAUUCCUCUUUCUCCAUCAUGACAACCAUCUCGCGUAUAAGUACAUUGCUGGCCCACUCGCUUUGUAUGUCCUUGACCGCCUCUACCGCAACCUUCGCAGCAUCAUCGGCAAGUCACCCAUUCACGCUGUGGUUCAGCACCCAUCUGGUGUGGUCGAAAUUCAGAUGGAGAAGAAGAUCAUUGGCUUCCGCCCUGGCCAGUAUGUCAAGGUCUAUUGCCCCUCGGUUUCGAUGCUGCAGUGGCACCCUCUGACAAUCUCCAGCGCACCCGAGGAGGAGCUUCUCACUAUCCACUUCCGUCUCGAAGGUACUUGGACUCGCAACCUGGCCAAGCGUCUCGGCUGCAACUUUGGUAACGAUGCUCGUGGUUCUAGUAUGCAGAGUAUCGUUUCCAAGGCCAACAGGGUUAAAGGAAUCAAGUUUGCAAAGACAGAGAGACCGCGUCCCACGUCGCAACACCUCGAUGUUCCCUACCACCCGCUGCACCACGAUCCUACAACUGCCCCGAUGUAUUCGAAUGCCGGCGGCAACAGUUCGUAUGUGGGCAUCGACAUAGUUGCUAAGGGUGGUACCAAGUCCAUCCGUAACAGCAUGGUACUGUGUGCUGAUGAAAAGGAGGUGGCCAAGAUCUCUAUGCACAAGAUAGACCAGAUAAAUGGCAACAGCGUAUCAGCCUCGGCAAAAAUUGAAGAAGGCAACAUGGCCAUCAAGAUGGGUCGUGAAAUGCCGUUACUGUACAUCGACGGUCCAUACACUGGACCAAUGGAACACUUUUUCAACUACGAGGUCGGUGUGCUCAUCGCCGCUGGUAUCGGAGUCACCCCCGCCGCAUCGGUCCUCCGCAGCGUGUACUUCCAGUGGAUCCGCGACCGAUACGCAAUGAACACGAAGAAAGUCUACCUGUUCUGGGUAUACCGCGACAUCGGUACACUGGAGUGGUUCAAGGACCUUCUGGUGGCUCUUGAUGAGGAAGGACUGAGCUCAAUCGUCCAGGUGCGCACAUACUUCACUGGAAAAAUCCCGGAGACACGGAUCCCGCAGCUUACGCCCCCUGACGACAAGUUCGGCAACCAGGUCAUCAACACGUCGAUUGGAACUAGCUCGUAUAUUGGACGUCCCGACUUCAGCGAGAUCUUUGAGUCGAUUGGUGAGCUUUACCCCGGACAACGCAUUGGUACAUUCUUCUGUGGACCAAAGCUCAUGGCACGCAAGGUCAGGCGCGAGGCACACAAGUGGGAUAGCAUUCUGCGCAAGCAGAGCAACACCAAGAUUGACUUCCGUAACGAAACAUUUUCUUGA